Molecule: messenger RNA, 4599 nt
Organism: Chanos chanos (milkfish)
Lineage: Eukaryota; Metazoa; Chordata; Actinopteri; Gonorynchiformes; Chanidae
Gene: grin2ba
Product: glutamate receptor, ionotropic, N-methyl D-aspartate 2B, genome duplicate a
Exons: 15
Coding region: 1-4599 (1532 amino acids)
Biological process (GO): monoatomic ion transport
Cellular component (GO): membrane
Molecular function (GO): signaling receptor activity; ligand-gated monoatomic ion channel activity
Source: RefSeq, a predicted model, not a curated record
AUGAAUGAGACGGAUCCCAAGAGCAUCAUCAAGAGCAUCUGUGACCUAAUGACGGAGCACUGGCUCCAGGGCGUGGUGUUCGGAGAUGACACUGACCAGGAGGCCAUCGCUCAGAUCCUGGACUUCAUCUCCGCCCAGACCCACAUUCCCAUCCUAGGCAUCCACGGAGGAUCCUCCAUGAUCAUGGCGGCCAAGGAUGACAACUCCAUGUUUUUCCAGUUUGGUCCCUCUAUUGAGCAGCAGGCAUCAGUAAUGCUGAACAUCAUGGAGGAAUACGACUGGUACAUCUUCUCCAUCGUCACUACCUACUACCCUGGAUAUCAGGACUUCAUCACCAAGAUCCGCAGCACCAUAGAAAACAGUUUCGUAGGCUGGGAGUUAGAGGAGGUGUUACUGUUGGACAUGUCCGUGGACGACGGGGACUCCAAGAUCCAGAACCAGCUGAAGAAGCUUCAGAGUCCCGUCAUCCUGCUCUACUGCACUAAAGAGGAGGCCAACAUCAUCUUCGAGGUCGCCCACUCCGUCGGCCUCACUGGCUACGGAUACACCUGGAUCGUUCCUUCCUUGGUGGCCGGAGACACCGACAACGUUCCCGCCGAAUUCCCCACGGGUCUUAUCUCCGUGUCCUACGAUGAGUGGGAUUAUGGGUUGGAGGCUCGUGUGCGGGACGGUGUGGCCAUCAUCGCCAUGGCGACCUCCACCAUGAUGAUGGACCGUGGACCUCACACCCUCCUGAAAUCAGAAUGCCAUGGGGCGCCCGACAAAAAGGGUCCAAUCGUCGGCAACCCCAACGAAAUGCUCAGGUACCUGAUGAAUGUGACCUUUGAGGGCCGUAAUCUGUCGUUCAGUGAGGACGGAUAUCAGAUGCACCCAAAACUCGUUAUUAUCCUACUGGAUAAGGAGAGGCAGUGGACCAGAGUGGGAAAAUGGGAGAACGGUUCUCUGACGAUGAAGUACCAUGUGUGGCCUCGUUUUGAGCUAUAUUCUGGAUUGGAGAACCGUGAAGAUGACCACCUGUCCAUUGUAACAUUAGAAGAAGCUCCAUUUGUUAUCGUGGAAGAUGUCGAUCCACUUAGCGGCACCUGCAUGCGAAAUACAGUACCCUGCCGCAAACAGCUCAAAGUCGUAAAUCAAACAGGAGAAUCAGGGAUCUAUAUAAAGCGCUGCUGUAAGGGAUUCUGUAUCGACAUCCUCAAGAAGAUCGCCAAGUCUGUCAAGUUCACCUACGACCUUUACCUGGUGACGAACGGCAAACACGGCAAGAAAAUCAACGGCACGUGGAACGGCAUGGUGGGGGAGGUGGUCUCAAAAAAUGCUCAUAUGGCUGUGGGCUCCCUCACCAUAAACGAGGAAAGGUCAGAGGUCAUCGACUUUUCCGUGCCCUUCAUUGAGACGGGCAUCAGCGUCAUGGUUUCCCGUAGCAACGGCACCGUGUCACCCUCUGCCUUUCUUGAGCCUUUCAGUGCUGAUGUAUGGGUGAUGAUGUUUGUGAUGCUGCUCCUGGUGUCAGCCAUUGCUGUGUUUGUGUUUGAGUACUUCAGCCCUGUGGGGUACAACCGCUGCCUCGCCGAUGGGAGAGAGCCUGGGGGGCCGUCUUUCACGAUUGGAAAAGCGAUCUGGCUUCUGUGGGGUCUGGUCUUCAAUAACUCUGUGCCUGUUCAGAACCCCAAAGGCACCACCAGUAAGAUCAUGGUAUCCGUCUGGGCCUUCUUCGCUGUCAUCUUCCUGGCCAGUUACACUGCUAACCUGGCUGCUUUUAUGAUCCAGGAAGAGUACGUGGACCAGGUCUCUGGUCUGAGCGACAGAAAGUUCCAAAAGCCGAACGAUUUUUCUCCGCCGUUCCGUUUCGGGACGGUCCCGAACGGGAGCACAGAGAGAAACAUCCGGAACAACUACAAGGAGAUGCACUCCUACAUGGUGAAGUUCCACCAGAGGAACGUGGAUGAAGCGCUCCAAAGCCUAAAAACUGGUAAACUGGAUGCGUUUAUCUAUGAUGCGGCAGUGUUGAACUACAUGGCAGGCAGGGAUGAAGGCUGUAAGCUGGUGACCAUCGGCAGUGGGAAGGUGUUUGCUUCCACGGGCUAUGGCAUAGCCAUUCAGAAAGACUCUGGGUGGAAGAGACAUGUAGACUUGGCCAUUCUGCAGCUCUUUGGAGACGGUGAAAUGGAAGAGCUGGAGGCCCUGUGGCUGACAGGUAUCUGCCACCAUGAGAAGAACGAGGUGAUGAGCAGCCAGCUGGACGUGGACAACAUGGCCGGCGUCUUCUACAUGCUGGGAGCCGCCAUGGCUCUGUCGCUCAUCACCUUCAUAGCCGAACACCUGUUCUACUGGCAACUGCGUUUCUGCUUCAUGGGCGUGUGCUCCGGCAAGCCUGGCCUCACCUUCACCAUCAGCAGGGAGAUCUACAGCUGCAUCCAUGGUGUUGAGAUUGAGGAGAAAAGCUCUGCCCUCAACUCACCCUCGGGAACGAUGAACAACACACACUCCAACAUCAUGCGACUGUUGCGAACUGCCAAGAACAUGGCGUCCCUUUCUGGGGUGAACGGCUCCCCACACAGUGCACUGGACUUCAUACGCCGUGAGUCGUCCGUCUAUGACAUCAGCGAGCACCGGCGCAGCCUGGCUGGCCACUCAGACUGCAAGCCAGGCUACAUGCCGGAGGACAACAUGUUCAGCGACUACAUCAACGAGGUGGAGAGGACCUUCGGCAACCUGCACCUGAAGGAUAGCAACCUGUAUCAGGACCAUUACCUUCACCACCACCCAAGUUCUGGCUCUGGACUGGCAUUGGGGCUGACAGGACCUCCACCCAAUAGGCCUCACAGCCUGGGCAGCGCCAGUUCCCUUGAAGGGGGCAUGUUUGACUGUGAUAGUUUGAGCGGUGGCGUGGCCCCUAUUUUCACCACCCAACCCCGCUCAGCCCUGACCCACAGAAACAUGAGCAAAUUUGACCUGCUUCAGAGUCAGACACCACCCUCAGGACAGGGCUUUAAGCAGGGCCUGGCCGAUCUUUACGGGAAGUUCUCUUUCAAAGGUGGCGCUUCCAGCUCAGGCUACAUCGCAGGACAUGACCGGUACUGCGGAGGAGGGGAUGAUGGGAACAUCCGGUCCGAUGUUUCGGACAUCUCCACUCACACUGUCACCUAUGGCAACCUGGAGGGCAAUGCCAAGAAGCGCAAGCAGUACCGGGAUAGCCUGAAGAAGCGUCCUGCUUCGGCCAAGUCCCGGCGAGAGCUGGACGAGAUUGAGCUUGGUUACCGACGCCGACAGCACCAUGGCGGCCACCACCAUUAUCAUGGACACCGCUCAGUUUCACCGCCGCUGCUGCCCUCUGAACGCAAGAGGUUAGGUAACUCUUCUUCGUACCUUUUCCAAGACAAAGAGAGCCUUAGGGAUUUCUAUUUGGACCAGUUCCGCCCCAAGGAAGGGGUACCACAGUGGGAACAUGUGGAUUUGACAGACGGCCCUACCGGAGGAGGUGGGAGUGGUGGUGGGGGAGGCAACUGCACCAGUCUGGUUGCAGUAGAUGACUUUCUGAAAAGCAAACCCAAGAAAUCAGAGUGUAAGAGUGGAGGAGGGGGCUCAUCAAGUGCAGGGGGUGAUUGGGAGUGUCGGAACUGUCGUGCCAGUAGUGCAGGGAGCAAGCAGAUGGCAUUACAUGGGAGUGGAGGGGGUGGUGGAGGAGGUUACUCAGGUGGCGGUACUAGCUGUGUAGCGUCCGGAGCAGGGGUUGACGGCAGGAGCAGUCGUCCCAGUUCGGCCACCUGCAUGCGCUGCGAGGCUUGCAAAAAGUCCGGAAACCUCUAUGACAUCAGUGAGGAUAACAACCACCUGUUGGAACAGAUGGGGGGUGGUAAAGGUGGGUUAGCACAGUCCCAAACACAGGCCCAAAGGCGGAGGUCAGGCUUCAGUGGAAAGCCCUUACGACGGCAGCACUCGUACGAUACUUUUGUGGACUUGCAAAAGGAGGAGGCUGGUGGGAUGGGAGGAAUGGGUCUCGGUGGAGGAGGUGGAGGCAUGGGUGGAGGAAUGGGCGCCAUGCUGCCUCCACCCAGGAGCAUCAGUUUGAAGGAAAAAGAGCGCUACAUGGAGGGCGUCAGCCCUUUUGCCCAUAUUUUUGAGAGGCAUGGGGGUUCGGAGCGAGACCGGGAUCGCGACCCACUGUUUUAUGGUGGGGACAGGUCAAAGGGAGCAGGGUCACCUUUUGGCUUAUUCCGGGGGGGCGAAGGUGGCCUGCACCGGCGAUCAAUUGGUGAAAGAGACCUACGGGACAGAGAUAGGGGUUUGCUAGAGGGAGGGGCUUACUCCCUGUCGAAAUCUCUCUAUCCCGACCGGGUGAACCAGAACCCAUUUAUCCCUACCUUUGGCGAUGACCAGUGUCUCCUGCACAGCGCCAAAUCGUACUACAUGAAAAAGCAACAGCAGCAGCAGCCCGCUGGGGUCAUGUCCAACAUGGCUCCCAGGUUCCCCAAAGAGCUUUGUCUGGGUGGACUUGGGAACCACCAUGGAGGACUGGGCAUUGGCCAACAGCAGCGUCCCUUCAACGGCAGCAAUGGUCAUGUGUAUGAGAAGCUCUCCAGCAUUGAGUCAGAUGUGUGA